Amphibalanus amphitrite is the source of this 13788-nucleotide messenger RNA. Its product is annotated as vacuolar protein sorting-associated protein 13D-like. Bases 128 to 12907 code for a protein of 4259 amino acids. Gene Ontology annotation, biological process: mitochondrion organization; protein retention in Golgi apparatus; protein targeting to vacuole. The record is from RefSeq and is a predicted model, not a curated record. Gene Ontology annotation, molecular function: protein binding. Gene Ontology annotation, cellular component: extrinsic component of membrane. The transcript is spliced from 58 exons. NCBI's taxonomy places the organism in Eukaryota, Metazoa, Arthropoda, Thecostraca, Balanomorpha, Balanidae.
CUAGCUCACACUGCCUUCUUCAAAGGCGAAAAGGCUGAAAGAUUUGUAUUAAUUUUAUCGUCUACUUCUUGGUGAAUGCGGAUAAUGUUGAUGUUUAGGAGAGUGUAAGUCUCAUUUGACUGCCACCAUGCUGGAAAGUCUAGCAGCAUGGGUGCUCAACAAUUACUUGGGCCAGUACCUGGAAAACCUGAACACAGACCAGCUGUCUGUGGGCCUCCUGCAAGGUGCUGUGGAAAUGGAGAACGUGCCUCUGCGCAAGGACGCCCUCUCCAGCCUGGACCUGCCGGUGCGCGUGACGGCCGGCUUCGUCGGCAAGAUCCGUCUCUCGAUCCCGGUGCGCCGGCUGAGCAGCGAGCCGUGGUCCAUCUCCAUCGAGCAGCUGUACGUGGUACUGGGACCCGUCCGGCCCGAGGAGAUGGACGCGGACGCGGAGGAGGCGGCCGCUCGGCAGCGCCAGCUGUGGCAGCUGGACGCCGUCGAGGCCACCUGGCGCGCCGAACACGAGGCCAAACAGGAGACCUCCUACUACGCGGCCAGCUACAGCUCCUGGGUCAACUACGGCAGCAGCAUCGUCGGAAACAUCGUCGCCAACCUGCAGCUGAAGAUCCGCGACGUUCACGUGCGGUACGAGGAGCCCGGUUUCGCUGUCGGUCUCACAGUCGGCGCGCUGACAGCUCAGAGCUGCGACGAACGAUGGGUGCCCGGUUUCGUGGCCGAGUGUCGCGACAACAUGCGCUUCAAGCUGCUGGACCUGCAGCAGCUGGACGUCUACUGGGACACGCAGGCGCAGAUGUAUUCGGAUAUGACCAUCGGACAACUGGCCGAGGUGAUGAUCGCCGGCGCGCACCACGAGUUCCUGCUCUCCCCGGUGACCGUCCAGGCCCGGCUGAAGCGCGACUGUUCCGAGCGCCCGCUGCGCUCCCGGGCCCGGCCGCGACACGUGCUGGACCUCCAGUGCGAGCGUCUGUCGCUCUCCCUGGCAGACAAGCAGUUCCAGCAGGCGGUCGGCUGGGCGCGCAGUAUGGAGGUGCUGGACCGACGGCGCCGCUGUCUGCGCCACCGCGCCGACCGGCCGCCGCGCGAGGCGCCCGCCGCCUGGUGGCGGUUCGCCAUCCUGACCCACCUGGAUCGGAUCGGCCGGCGGCGCCGCCACUGCACCUGGGAGGCGGCCUGCGAGCGCGCCGCGCUCGUCGUCCGGUAUGCUGCAGUCUACCGCGAGCACCUCCGCUGUCCGGCCACACUCACCGCCGAGCAGCGCGCGCUCAAACUCCGCUGCGAGUCAGAGUUUGAGUUCGAGGCGCUGGCCGCGCUCCGCGAGUGGUGUAUGCUGCAGGAGGAGCGCGAGGCGGCGCUGCGGCGCGAGCAGGGCGCGGCGGCGGCCGGCGCCAGCGGCAGCGGCCGCGGCCUGCUGCAGUCGUGGUUCCCGGCCUGGGGCGGCUGGUACGGAGGCGCCGGUGAGGAGCCGGAGCGGCAGCGCCCGGAGCUCGAGGCGGCGCUCGAUCAGAUGGCCGACACGCUGGAGAACAGCUCGGCGCUGAAACGGGACGCCGUGUUCGGCCAGCUCAACUUCAGUCUCAAACAAGCCGAGAUGAAAUUGGUCCGCGCAGAGGCCGGAGGCGAGAGGCGGCCCCUGUUCGACCUGGCCUUCGAGAAGGUGGAGGUGGCUGCCGAGUCGCGGCCCCGCAGCGGCUCUCACCUGCUGCAGACCUCUCUGGGUGCCCUGUACCUGCACGACCACGCCACGGCCGGCUCGGCGUUCCCGCGUCUGGUGGCGCCUCAGCCGCGCGCCGCGCCGGCCGCGCCACUGCGCCAGCUCAGCCGCCUGCCGGGGCUGAGCAGUCUACUGGCGCCGGCCGCCGAGCCGCCCCUGUUCGAGCUGCACUACGAGCGCCGGCCGCCCGGCAGUCGCGCCGACUACAAACUGCACGUCACGUCUCGAUCGCUGGAUGUGGUGUAUAACCCCGAGGCACUGCGACUGAUGAGACAGUUCUUCACGGCCCGACGCUCGGACGCUGAUGCAGAGCGGUUAGCGCGACUGGAGAACGCGGCGCGGGUCAGGUACGAGUCGCUGAAGAGACAGACCAGGGAGGAGCUCAUGCAGACCUGGGAGCAGAUGGUCGAGGGAGACAACAUCGCCAGGAAGACGUGGGACGUCAUGUUUAACAUCUCGGCGCCGCACAUCAUCCUGCCGGAAACACUGCAGGAUCCGUCUGGCCUCCUGCUCGUGCUCGACUUUGGACACCUGAAGCUGCACAACGACAUGUUUUGGGAGGAAGAGGCUCGACGUCAGGCGGCGGCCGCUGCGGCUGGCCUGGACGACGACGACGCUGACGACGAGGAUUUCUGCACGCCGUGUUCGACGCCGCAGGAGACAGAGCUGGAGUCGGGUGCGACAGCGGGGUCGGCAGUGCCCGAGUCACCGUCAACUGAUACAAUCUCGAUGGCGACAGCGCCGGAGAUGUCACCAGCUCAGGCAGCGCGCUGCGAACUCCAGAAGAAAAUGUACGACAAGUUUUCUCUCAACUUCAGCGACUUACAAGUGCUAGUGGGUCGUGUGAGGGACAACUGGCGUCAGGCGUUAGCCAAGGGCAGCAGUCCGAUGCAUGUGUUGGACCGGUUCACCAUCUCCCUACAACUGGAGCGGCGUCGUUUGGCUGCGGCUGAUCCCGAGUGGCCGCUGGUACACAUCAACGGCAACCUCAGCCACCUGAUGGUGCAUGUCAGCGAACAGAAGGUGCACGCGCUGCGCACUCUCGCCAGUCGACUCUUGCUAGAUGAGGAAGAGCCGGUAGACUCUCCGACGGCCGACGAGGACGAUCUCUCUGAGAUGAGUGGUGAAGAGGACGGCGCGGGAGGGGAUCACUCGCAGCCGGCGGAGGAUGAGGACGGCGGCGCCGGGCCGUCGGAACCCGCCUCAGACUCGGCCCGGCUACUGGUGGUACAGUUCGCCACCGGACAGAUGUCACUGGCGGUACAGUCGCGCGGCCGCGCCGUGGCUGAACUGCAGGUAUGUGGUGCGCGCGGUCAGCUGACGCGUCGCCGCCGCCGACUGCAGUUAGCGCUCUCUGUGCAUAGUCUUCUCCUGGUGGAUGCGCUACAGACAUACGGAGCGGAUUUCGAAAUCCUGGUGGCCAGCCACCGCGGUGUGGGUGUGGAUAGUGUGAGUGGCUCUCUGCUCGACUCCGAACCGUGCAGUCCGUGCAGUCCCGCCUCGCCGACGGGUGUGGACCGCUCGACCUCGCCCGUCUCUCUCACGCAGGCGGUCAAUCAGAAACUACAGUCGACUAGUCUGCGGGUGGUGUCGCCCGACCCGGGAGGGGGAGGUGCUGACCCGCCGCAGCCGACCGCCGCUGCUGCCCCCGCCGCCGGCGCCGCGCCCGAGCCGGGUCUGAGCCACACACACGACGCGCUUAUUACGCUGGAUGUGACUAUCGUACUACCCACACCCGGGCAAACACCGAGUCAGACCCUCCGUACCGUCUCCAUGAGAUUCAACACGCUGGACGUCAUAGCCAACCAGGAGACCAUUGUCGAGCUGGCAGGGUUUCUGAACCGAAUCAGCACUCCGCCGGACCCUGUCAGCGCAGGGAAGCCGCUCUUACGGCCCGCGGAGUCGGACGGUCGCGCCGCUAGUCCCCUGGGCGACUGGCUGUCCGGCGGUGCCUCCUCCCCGCCGCCGCCAGCCGAGCCAGAGACAGAAAACUCCUCCAGCAGUCGUACCGAGCUCACCUUCGACUUUCACAAACUAAACGUACUACUACUGCGCUCCGUCAGCGACCGGUUCGGACUGACGGGCCGUAAGGUGGCCACGGCGACGGUGAGCGGCGCGCGGAUCCAGGCCACCCUGUCCGACCAGCUGGCGGUGAGCGGAGCUCUGGGAGGUCUCCAGGUCCGGGAACUCAGCCCGGCCGCACACCGACAUCCCUGUGUGCUGUCGGUCGGCUUCGACCCCGUCGUGGAGCAGUCGCAGGACCUGCUGCGCCGUCUGAACGCCGAUCUGUACCGGGACAGCGAGCAGUGUCCGCGCGCGCUGCAGUUCACGGCCCGCCGGCCGGCCGGCGCCGAGGGCGCGGCCCAGCUCGAGGUGCGUCUCGCCUCCGUCUGCUACACCCACAGCGCGCCGUUCCUGGUCGAGCUGGGCGGCUGUGUGGACGAGUUCAAACAGUACGUGACGGAGCUGGCGCGCUCGGUGGGUGCCGCCGCGGCGGAAAUGGCCAGGGAGAUGGUGCACAUCAGGUCGGACUCGGUCAGUGACGCCGGCUCGCUGGUGACGGGCUCGGACGCGGCGCGGAGUACCCUGAGCCCUCCUCCGGCGGCCGGGCGCGGCGAGCCGUCCCCUCAGCCGGCAGCCGGGCAGUCGCUGGCAGGGAUCGAACUCAGUGUGGUGCUGGAGACGCCUAUUGUGGUUGUACCGGAGAGUGCCGGGAGUUCGCGUGUGCUGGUGGCUCACCUGGGCAGGAUCGCGCUCAACUGCCGGCCGGAGGACAAACAUCGGCUUCACGUGACCGAUAUGAACCUCUACUCGCUGGAUCUGGACAAAGUGAUGCUCACCAAGAGUCUCAGUCCUGGCCGUGCGUUCAGCACGUUGCGCGCCGACCAGCUGUACGACGCCCGUCUGUGUGGAGACCCGAUCCUCUACGACACCGCUCUGGAGGUCACCCUGCAGUCGGUGGAGGUGCCGCCGCCGGGGCAGACGGGCACCGCUGCCGGGCGCGCUCAGCAGACACUUCAGGUGGACGGUCAGUUUGUCACGCCGGUCCGUCUCUCGGUGCUCAAGUCUCAGUAUGAGCAGAUCAUGCGCACCAUGAACAACCUGACGGUGCCGAGCGCCGCCGGGGCAGGGGACGUGGAGACGGAGACGACGCAGGAAGAUGACGUGACGGCUGAGGAACCGGGGAAAGAGCCGUUGGAGAGGAAGAUAUCUGCACCAGCUCAGAGCCAUGGAAUACCGAUACAUGGCUCGUUCCAGCUGUCUGAGUUUGAGAUGGAGCUGCGCAGCGACAUGAGCCGCGGCGGGCCGUGCGGCCUGGUCACCCUGACCUUCAGCGACCUGUCGGUGGCCUACGAGCGGCGCCAGCCGGACCUGACCGAGCUGAGCGUCACACUACAGGGUGUCACCAUGGAGGACCUGCUGCAGCUGCCGGACGCGCCGCACCGCUACCUGCUGCACUCGCACAACACUGUGAGCGAGCGCCGUCCAUCGGCGGUGGGUCCGUUCCUGUCUGCCUCGUGUCCGGAUAUUGCCGCCGGGCUCUCCUGUGACGAUGACCUAUCGCUGUCGGCGCCCACCUCCGCUGAGGUUCUGUGUGGCAGCCUGCCCGACCGACUGAACGGAGGGGGAUUCCUGGCGCCGCGGCCGGCCGCACCGCGCAGCACAUACGACCGCGGCGCGCGUUCGACGGGCUGCCGCAGUCCGCCCAGCUCCCCGACUCGCCCGGCGCCCGACCCGGAGAAGGCGCUCAUCCAGUGCACGGUGACGCUGCGCUCUGGCGCGCGCGCCGCCGCCGUCAGCCGCACGGUCGACCUCAACUUCAACUGUCUGGACGUGGUGGUCAGCCCGCAGUCGUGGGUGAUGGUACUGGACUUCUUCAACGGACAGCCGCACCCGCCGACCGCGCCGGCGCCGGAGUCUGGCGUGCCCCGGAGCAGCUCUCGCGCGGCGCCUCUCUCGGCCGCCGCCGCCGGUGGGGCCGUCACCGAGACCUUGGUGCGGGUCCGCUCCCUGAGCCUCCUGCUGAACCAGCCGGGCAGCGGUCCGCUGGCACGCGCCACCGUCACCGACUACAGCAGUCGGACUCUGUCGGGUACCGAGCGAGCGACCACCUCCGGCCGACUCGGCGCACUGGCUAUGGUCGAUCUCACCUCGCACGGCGCUCUGUACAAGGAGAGAUUCGUCACCGCCGGACCCGAGGCCGUCCACUUCGACUUCGUCAAGUUCCAGUCGCCGGACCCGUCUCUGCGCCGCGAGUUCGACACCCAGCUGCGACUACGGAUGGCCUCCGUUCAGUACGUGCACACGGCCCGCUUCCUGGCCGAGCUGCAGCAGUUCUUUGCACACUUCACUGAGCUGCAGGACCUGCUCAACCGGCUCCAGUCCGAGGAGGAGGUGAGCAGCCGCGGCUCUCGUGUCUCUCUGGACGUCCAGGCCGGCUCUCCCGUCCUCCUGCUACCCCUGUCUGCCACCUCUCGUCAACUGCUGGUCGCUGACCUGGGCAGGCUGCGUGUCACAAACGCGUUCCGUCUGUCGGGCUCGGAGCCGCCGGACGCCGCCACCGCCAGGGAUAUACCCUUCUCCAGACGGGCGGCGCCUCGGGGCCGCGUGUCGCCCGUGCUGCGCGCAGGCCGCGUCGACCGUCCGGCCACACCGGACCCGGUGCCCUGUCUGCUGGAUGUUAUGGAGGUCAGUCUGUCGGACAUGGACGUGUACUCUGCCGAGCGGCUGGACGUGCUGUCGGCGGCGGCCGAGCGGCCCGGGCCGUCCGACCUCCACCUACACUCGUACCUGGUGCGGCCCACGCCCGGCGGACGAGUGCUCAAACGGAAGGCCGGACUCAAACUGGUGGUCGAGCGGAACCUGGACGCCGCACUCAACCACGACGUGCCAGACAUGAGCGUGCGCGGCAGCCUGUCGACGCUGGACCUGUCGGUGGACCUGCCGCAGUACAAGCUGGUGCGCGGCCUGCUGGUGCACAACCUGGGCGAGCCGCUGGGCAUGGAGCCCACCGACCUCAUCCAGCCGCACCACGUGCCGGUGCUGGCGCCGGAGACGGUGUGGCUCACCAUGUCGGUCAGGCUGGACCUGCAGAACGUCUCCCUCGAGCUGGUGACCGACGACGCCGCCGCCCUGGCCCGCGUCGACUUCAUCCGUUCACAGCUGCUCUUCGAGAGCUUCUCAGACUCCUCCAAGGACGUGGAUCUGAUGUCCAGGGAGAUCCGGCUACAUGACACACGCUUCACCGAUUUUCCGGCCAACAAGCGUUCGAACGUGUUCAGCCUGAUUCUGCAGCCGCUGUUUGCCAAGACGGAGCGCAGCCUGCAGGCGGAGCUGCAUUACCGAGCGUCGGCCGAACACGCCCAGUUCACAGUGCUGCUCAACAGCAUGCGGCUCAUGGGUGUGCUCGAUUGGUGGCGGGAGGUGAACGAAUUCAUUAACGCCAGUCCUGACGGCGCCUCGCCGCCGGAGGACCCGUCAGCGCCGUCCACAGUCGUCCCUGCCAACCCGUCAGCCGCGCCCACCGCCGGCAUGGCCGUCGGCGCCGGCGUGGUGACUCGCCGGGCGGCCGUGCUGGGUCAGCCGCAGCAGAGUCUGGAGCUGAAGCUGAACGUCUCCGAUUGUGAGCUGGUGCUGGUCGAGAAUCCCACCCUCUCCGACUCAGCCGCCGUCAUACUCAAGACCACUGCGUGCGUGCAGUACCGCCCUCAGAGCCGCGAGAAGCCUCUCAGCUGCGAACUGCAGAACUGCGAGCUGUUCAGCUGUCUCCUGGGCGGAGCUGAGCAGGAGACCGCGCUCUCCAUCGUCGACCCGGCCACUGUCAACAUCGAGAUAGCCGGCAAGCAGCCUCCGGACGCCGCGCGGGGCAUCCUGGACGCCACGGAUACCGAGGUUCACUUCCACAUGGAGGUGCUGAUGCAGCAGCUGAACGUGCGGGUCAGCUACCACGACAUGAAGAUGUUUGUGGCCAUCAUGGAGAGCCUGCCCAAACAGACGGGAGCGGUGGCGCAGACCGGCGAUCGUCUCUCGGCGCAACCCGUCAACCUGCAAGCCCCGCUGCGUCAGCUGCAGCGUCUCGGGUUCGCGGAGGAGGACUGUGAGAGGGCUCUGGCCGCCUGUCAGGGACGGCUGGACGACGCUGCCAUCUGGCUCACACAGCACGCGUCUCCGACGACGGAGGCUGCGCCGCCGGACCCGCCGCCCAGUCAGCCGCUCUUCGACCUACGCAAAAUCAACCUGCACACGUCAUCGUUCUCAAUGUGUGUGAUCGACGACUGCGGCGACGCGGACGUACCCCUGGUGGAACUGUGCAUGAACCACUUGUUGGUGUCCCACUCGAGAGAUGGCGCUGGCGAGGCCACCUGUGAGCUCUCCUGCGACUACUACAACCGAGCUCUCUCCGGCUGGGAGCCGUGCAUCGAACCGUUCAAGUGUGAGCUGGACUGGCGCCGGGAGUCGACCGCUGCUGCCGCCUCCAGCGGGGGCACCUCACCGUCCCCCACCUCUAACGAUCGGCUCACCGUCAACAUCCGCUCCAAGCACCAGGCCAACGUGAACGUGACGACUACUCUGCUAGAGCUGUACUCGAUGGUUCGCACCAACUGGACGGAGGACUACUAUAAUCGACACAGGCUGGGCGGGCCGCGGGUGGCCAGCCGCCGCCGCAGUCCGUUCGUCCCCUUCAGCCUGAAGAACGACACCGGAUCGCGACUCAAGUUCCGCACGGUGCUGACUUCGUUCAGCGGAGGCCAGGACGCGGCGGCGGCGGGCCCGGCGGGCGGCCCCGGUGGCUGGACCGAGGUGGGCGUCGACGAGGCCGUGCCCUUCACCUUCGGCGGACGCGGGAAGCUGCGCCACCAGGACACGCACACCACCCGACAACACCAGCUGGUGGUGUGGGUGGAGGGCUGGCAGCCCGCCUCUCCCGUCUCCGUGGACAGGGUCGGCGUGUACUUCCGACAGACGGCGCCCGUGCCCGGCCGGCACCCCAGCGGGAUGGAGCAGCCGCCGGCCCGGGUGGUGUUCGCCGUCACCCUGCAGGGCACCGCCCGCAAACUGGUCACCGUUCGCUCGGCACUGAUGGUCGCCAACCGACUGCCCGACCCGGUCGAAAUCAAGAUGGAGGGCGCCGUGCCACGCAUCGGAGGGCCGGAGCGGGUGCUGCAGGUGUCCCCCGGGGCGCGGCGCCCCGUGCCGCUGGCGCUGGUGCACUGUCAGCAGCUGGGUCGGCCGCUGUCGGCCGCCGGCGGAGGCUGGAGCCUGACCGCCCAGCCGUGGCGCUGGUGGGCCGGAGAGUCGGGCCGUCGGCGCUGCCGCAGCUGGCAGAACGCCGCCGAUGUCUACAGGUUUUGCGUCAACAUCGAGCGGGACAGCUACCCAGAGGAUCCGGCGCCGUACACCCGACAGGUGGCCACCGGCCGUCUGGGCGUUGGCCAGCAGCCGGGCCACACCAUCACCCUCCUCCCACCGGUGACCAUUGUGAACCUGUUGCCGUGCGAGUUGCGCUACUCGGUCUCCUGCGGCGCCAGCAGCGCCGAUCCGCCGCCAGAGGCCACCCGGCGCAUCGACGCUGGCAAACAGGCCGCCCUGGUGGAUGUGGACCUGGAGCAGGAGCUGCUGCUCUCGCUCAGCGUGGAGGGCUGCCGGCCGGACCGGGCCCUGGACAUCACCGCCGCGCGCGUGGCCGGCCUCGACUGGGCGCCGGUGGCGCUGCGCGACUCGCGCGGCCGGCUGCUGCAGCUGCGCGCGCGGCUGCGGCACGGCGCCGCCGGCUGGCUGCGACUGUCGGUCAGCGCUCCGUACUGGCUGGUGAACCGCACCGGUCUGCCGCUGGUGGUGGCCCAGGAGCAGACCGAGCAGACCGAGGCGGCCGGACAGGAGGCCGACCACGAGCGCGCCCGCUCCGUGGCGCCGCUCAUGUUCUCACUGAGCGACCCCGAGGCGCCGCACAUGAUGGUGGCGCGACUGGGGCGCGGACAGCACCCGGACGGCCUGCCGCGGUGGUGUCAUCACUUCCACCUGCAGCCCGGUCUCAGUUUCCGUCGUCUGCGUGUCUCGCCCCGCGACACCCGGCGGCCAGACAUCGUCUACGUGGUCGGUAUCGAGACUCGCCCGGGCCGCGGUCGGUACGGCGACACCCACAUCAUCACCGUAUCGCCGCGCUUCCAGGUCGACAACAGGUCGUCACAUCGACUGCUACUCUCGCAGCUGCACUUUGCCGAGUCGUUUGUGAACCCUGCGGCGCAGCAGCAGUGGGUGCUGGCCGUGCCCGACUCCCAGAUGGCGUUCCACUGGCCGCGCCACGACUGCGACCACCUGCUCUGUGUCAAACUGGCUGACGUGGCCGACUGUCACUGGUCGGGCGGCUUCCUCAUCGACCGCACCGACAGCUUCCACAUCAACGUCAGGGACAAGGACGGCCUAAGUCGCUUCCUGCGCGUCGAGGUGGUCCUCCAGAGCGCCACCUACUACGUCGUGUUCAUGGACGCGGACGCCAUGCCGCCCCCGUUCCGGGUCGAUAACUUCUCCGAGGUCAACAUCACUUACUACCAGAGCGGCACCCAGGAGCACUACCGCCGGAGUGCGGUUCGGCCGCGCUGCUCGGCGCCCUACGCCUGGGACAUGCCGCCAUGCCAGCCUCAGAGCCGCCCCACGCUGACCGUGGUGGCACCCGGCGGACAGGCCGACACGUUCGACCUCAACCAGCUCAACCAGCGCAAGACCCUACACUACGACAACUUCAUGUUCAUCGCCUUCUCCGGCACUUUCGGAGGUCCGUCGGGCGCGGCGUUCGACCCUCAGAACGUCGAGUGUCGUCAGCUGGUUCUGGACGUGGCGGACGGAGUGGUGGUGCUGCGCAGAAAGGAGCCCGGUGUGCGGUCCCAGCUGUGGCGUCACCUGCCCACCGGUCAUCUGGUGCACGAGGGUAGCAGCCCUCCCCGGGACCUCCGUCAUCCGGAGAGCACCGACCGGCUGAUGGUGCUGGACAUCGCCACGCCUGGUAUCCAGCCAUACGAGUGUGUUCCGCUGCGGCUGAGGCGUCUGGAUGCGCGCCGGCAGUUCACGCAGCGCUGGCAGUUCACUGCCGACGGCCGGCUCUGCUGUCAGCACCCCAACCUGUUUGUGCAGGCCCAGGACGGCUUCAGCGGUCUGUGCAGAGGGAAGCACGCUGUGCUCGGCCCGGUCUCUAUCCUGCCGCCGGGCAGCCCCAUACCACCCGAGCAGGCCGUCCAGCCGCAGAUGCAGUGGCCCGGCUCCGGGGAGCUCACUGUGAGGGUAGUGACGGACGGACCGACGCGCGUGCUGCAGGUCACAGACGCCAAACCCACCGGCAAGCCGACGUUCGCGCGUCUGGACCGCGACUGGCUGGUGGUGGGUGAGAGCAGCGGCUCGCGCCUGGUGGCCGCAGCCGGGUCCACCGAGGAGCGGCCGGCCGCCGGGCAGACGGAGCUCACCGUCAAACUGCACCUACCGGCAGGUGUCGGCGUCAGCCUGGUGUCAGCCACCCCGCCGGCCGAGCUGCUGUACCUGUACCUGGGUGAUAUCGCGGCAGAGUGCCGGCGCACCGCGUCGCGCCUCUCCCUGGACGGUAGCGUGCGUCACGUUCAGGCCGACUGUCAGCUCAUAGACACCCAGGCGCCCUGUGUGCUGCAUGUGACGCCCGGAGUGGCUACGGAUGAUAGGCGACACCUGCCAGCUGUCUGUUUUGCCGUACAGAGUGUACCCAGCGCCUGCGAACGAUGGAGGAUCCUGGAGCACCUGGUGGUGUCGGUAAAGGACCUGACCCUGACGCUGGAGGAGCGGCUGCUCUACCACCUGCUCCACUUCAUCGGAUACAAGGACGACGCGUCGGAGGUGAACCAGCUGGAGGAGUCUGACCACGAGACGCAGCGGGCCCUGAAGGCGGCCACAUCGUCUCAGAACACGCGCUACUACUGCCGCCUGCUGCAGCUCGCCCUAAAAAAGGUGCGUCUGAGCGUCCUGACCUCGGCCCGGCUGCGCCCCGAGCUGGCGGCCGUGCGAGCCAAGUUCGGCCGGCGACUGGUCCAGUUCGAGGGAGCUCACGUCGAGCUGGAUCCGUUCGUGCGACAUCACCCGUUCGAGACGGCCGCCAAACUUACUGACUCCGUGCUCGAACACUACAAGGAGGAGCUGAAGUCUCAGGCGGCCAUCAUCCUGGGCUCCACUGACUUCCUGGGCAACCCGCUCGGCCUGCUGAGUGACGUCACGGAGGGCGUGUCCGGUCUGGUGCGCGAGGGAGACGUGGGCGCGCUGGUGAAAAACGUCACCCACGGCGUGGCCAACUCUACCGCCAAGGUCACAGGCUCCCUAUCGGACGCCGUCGGCUGGGUGACCAUGGACGAAAAGCACGACGACAGCCGGCGCCGCAUCCUGGACAACCCCGGCACGGACGACCACCUGAUGACCGGCCUGCGCGGCUUCGGGCUGGGACUGUGGGGCGGCGCCUCCUCGCUGGUCGUUCAGCCCAUCCAGGGCGCCUCCGCCGAGGGAGUCUGGGGAUUUUUCUCCGGCAUCGGCAAAGGUCUGGUGGGCACGGUCACCAAGCCGGCGGUGGGCUUUCUGGACCUGGCCACCGGCGCCGCCAAGGCCGUCAAAGACACCAGCAGCGGCUCGGACCGUCAGGCUCCGCCGCGGGUCCGUCCGAUCCGCGUGGUGCAGGGUGCCGGCGGCCUGCUGCCCCGCUUCAGCGGACGGGACGCAGAUGGACAGGAGCUGCUGAAUACAGUCACCGACCGGCAUCCGGACGAAAGAUUCGUGGCGUACGAGGUGCUGUGUCCCGGCGAGCAGCGUGCCACCCCCACCUCCGACCGGGACACCCUGUACCCGGAGCUGCUCAGUUACGGCCGCGGCGACCUGCGCGUGCUCAUAUCGACAGAGAUGGUGCGCGUGCUGUCACACAGCAGUCCCGGCGCCUACACACUCAACUACACCGUCCACUUUAGUGAGCUGGACGAGUGUCGUCCGUCGAUAGAGCGGGACCCGUAUGGCACGCACAUCUACAAGGUAGUGCUUACCGUCAGCGGAGGCGGCGGGUCCGGCCGAAAACCGGCCUUCGUCUGCCAAAACAACAACGUCGCGUUCAAGAUUACCGAGCUGAUCAAUUUCGGUAAGAGCUGUUACGAGGAGUUGAAGCACACUGUGCCGAUCUCGGAGGCGCCGGCUCCGUACGAGUGAGAUGUCAGUCUCACACCGGUGAGCCGCUGAUCCUGUACGGAUGAGAUACUCGUCCCGCACGAAUGAUUAGUCAGUCUCGCACGAGUGAGGACGCCGUUCGAUCGCGGGUGGUUGGUCGGAAGACUGCCGCUGUGUCUUAGGCUGCCGUUAUUUCUGUCUUAUUUGCUGGUCGAUCGUUUAGGGGACGAGAUAGCCGCGUGCCUUGUGGGGACUGUUAGUGCCUGAAUGUGGACGGGAUGGUGGGACGAGAUAGUCGUGAUCUGCAGCUGUGCGAUGGCUACCAACGCCUCACAUCGGGCAUCCGUUAUAUUUGUUGCAAUUAUUUGGGGCAUGUGAUCGAACAAACACGGGAUUGUAGGCAUUGUAUGCGCUGGGAAGCACAACUCGUAACUGCAAAUACUGUACCGGCUGUGUAUUCUUUACGGGAUCGAUCGCACACCAUUCGCCGUGCCGUGUGUGCCAGUACCAUGGACAGUGCCGUGUUCAUCCGUCGAGAAAAUGUGAUGACCGUUAGCGUACCUGCAAUACGAUGCAAUGAGGCUGAGACCUAGAAUGGCGGUUUGUGUGAUCAGAAUUUAGAACGUGUGCUGUGCGUAUGCGAGAGGUGACGAGAUGGCCCGGGCCGCAAUUACUGCAGGGAAACGCCGUGGCCAGUGGCUUCCUAGUUGACUAAUGUGCACCAGCUUGCAUAUCACCGCCUCGCACUGUUGCGUUCUGUAGCUGGGGUCGGGGUUUUGUAGCCAAAGAGUCUAUCGUCGAAGUGUGCUGUUAGUGACGGUCAAUCCACGAGUGUCCGAGUGAUCCACAAUUAUAUGCGCUUCGUAGUGUCUUUGUUCGAUGAUCAUGACCAAGAUAAGAAAUAAUACAUUAUGCACCAGUGC